AUGGUGGGUCCUAGAGUUUUGCAAGGAGAAUCAUUGGAAGCAUUCAAUGAAGGGAUUGGUCAUAUUUUGAAUCGUUGGUUGGCUCUUCAAACCGCUGUUGAUUACAAGUGGGGUGGUGAUAACCUCAAAGCUCAAAAACUCAUUGCCGAUGUUCGUACUUGGUUCGCUCAAUCCAAAGAGCCGCUUCAUAUUGAUGGACUGAAAACCCUAAUCAAUGAAGGCAUGAAUGCUGCUUUCGAUCUAUCGAUUGAGGAUGGAAGCAAUGAAGAUAUGAUUGAAGAAUUAACGUUGUUGUAUGAAGACUGUUUAAAUGGAGAUUUUCGGAGUAUUGAUAGUUUGAGGGAGUUUUGUGAUAUACUAAAGUCAGUUGCAUCAACCACUGCUACAACAACAACAAGCGACACUAAAGGGCAUGAGCCAAUGUUGUCCAAUAACCUGCUGCUAGCGGGCUACCUGGCCCAUGAGUUUCUGACCAAGGGGACUCUCAUGGGUAAGCCGUGGGUCCCAUCUGAAGUGAGCGACGACAGCGAAGAGGAAGGAGAAGGCGACAUAGGCAAGGUUGUGCCAAAGACCAUAGAUGGAGAUGAAGAUGGAAAGGUACGUGAGACUUAUGAGAAUUUAAAGGGUGGUGAGAUCCACCUUCAGGGUGUUGUGAACCCCACCUAG
Messenger RNA from Trifolium pratense (red clover), 666 nucleotides. RefSeq lists its product as uncharacterized. The transcript has 3 exons. The coding region runs from base 1 to 666 and encodes 221 amino acids. The record is from RefSeq and is a predicted model, not a curated record. NCBI's taxonomy places the organism in Eukaryota, Viridiplantae, Streptophyta, Magnoliopsida, Fabales, Fabaceae. Gene Ontology annotation, biological process: maturation of SSU-rRNA from tricistronic rRNA transcript (SSU-rRNA, 5.8S rRNA, LSU-rRNA). Gene Ontology annotation, cellular component: nucleus.